This is a messenger RNA of Thalassophryne amazonica, 4368 nucleotides long. It is a transcript of the gene haspin, whose product is annotated as histone H3 associated protein kinase. Lineage: Eukaryota; Metazoa; Chordata; Actinopteri; Batrachoidiformes; Batrachoididae. The transcript has 16 exons. Gene Ontology annotation, biological process: protein phosphorylation; intracellular signal transduction; mitotic cell cycle. The coding region runs from base 244 to 3405 and encodes 1053 amino acids. Gene Ontology annotation, cellular component: nucleus; cytoplasm. The record is from RefSeq and is a predicted model, not a curated record. Gene Ontology annotation, molecular function: ATP binding; histone H3T3 kinase activity.
ACAAUCUGAGUUUACAGACAGUUAUUCAGGAUAUAUUGUUUAUGGAUAAAAAUUGAGUGAAUGCCAUAGGUGGAUGUGCGUAUAUUGUUUUGACGAGGUUAACAACUAAACGUGCUAUCUGCUCUUUUUUUUUUAGCUAAUGCUAACUGUCAGAAGGACAAAGCUUUUGUCGUCACAGUUGUUCAGUAUUUUAAUUUUUUGUCAACAUUUGUUUUAAUCACUGUAACAGGUACUACUGCACACAUGAAGUCAGUAAAGCCGUUAUAUCUUAAGACCUACGGUAAGCAUAGGCGAAAACUGUCUGCAUGGAUUUCACCUGAAAACCGAAAGCAGAUUUUUGAGACCGACCCUUCUUCAGAGAGCGACAUCCUCAUUUCUGAACCCAGAAAAUCUGAAAGGACGAGACAAAAGAAGCUUUUAACUUCAAGUAGUAAAUCAGAGCGUCUUGCCAAGAAAAAAGCCAUGGGUUGUUUGAUGCUCAGCAGUGAUGAGGAAAAUGCCUUCUCCCCACCACCUUCCCAUUCUCAGUUCACUCAACCAAGCAGGGUAACCAGAGGAAAGGCAACUAGUGUUUCUAGUGAUAUUUCAAAGGGUCCUGCUAAGAGAAAAGCAAGAGGAUUUCUGUCAGAGCACAACAGUGAUGAGGAGAACAUCGGUGUUGCUUUUCUACUCCAUCAUGAGUCCGGGCAGCAGAGUAAGACAACCAGGAAAAGUAAAUAUGUCUUUCGACCAAAUGUCUUGAUGAGACAGAGGUUCCGUCAGGUUCCAUUCACCAGCAACAGUGAUGAAGACUUGAGUGAACAACCAUCAAUGGGGCGUUAUGUUACGCGCCGUAGACAUGCAGUUAGCAAUAAGCCAAAACUUCCCAAAAAAGUUGACAAUAUAGUCAACUCUUCAGAUGACUUUACAUCUGGGGGAGGUGCCUCGGACUGCUCCAGAAUUCUCCAGUCUUCUAAAUGGCGUGUCCCUCAAACAAUUCUUAGUUCGAGUGGAGAUAACUCUGUGGCUGGCGCAGGACCUGCAAACUUUGCCACCAACCCAUUUCGAGACAUAUCGCUCAGUGAAUCUGCAGACUGCAAUCUCAGGCCAUGCUGUAGGAAACCCCUUUUCUGCUCUACACCCUCUGCAGCCACUUUUAGGAAAGGACCAGCACACAUUAAUCAAUUUGCCAUCAGUGAUCAGUCACUCUUGAGUGACUUCCAAGAAGAUCUGAGUUCACUGGGACAUCACCUCUCCCAGACACCUUCUGCACAACCCAUAGUGCUCAGUUCUAAGGAGAAACUACAGCAGUCAAGCCUUUACGAACUUGAGAAACAACCAAAUUUACAUCAACCUGAAGAACCUUUCGAUCAUUUACUAAUGAAGCUGAAGAACACAGGCUGUAGUGAUGAGCCUAAAAGCCAUAGUGAUAACAACAAUACUCAAAGUUGCGUAGUAUUACCAAGUCCAAAGCCAAUUUCUGUACUUUCUGCAGACUCUGAAAGCAGCAGCUAUUUUGCGUCAGCAGUAGGAGGGUUAGACUGGCUGGUAGAGGCUUUGAAGCAAAAAUGUUUGACCAAGAGCUGCAAAGUAAAGCUGAGGAGGUUGGAUAACCUUACUACAACACAACAUUGUUAUCCAACAACCUACUCAUCCUGUUUGGGACACACAAGUGCCGUCUGCAACCAGAAUACAAACAAAAACCCAUCAUCUGUGGAUGAGGGUCAGACUCCUGAUCUUUCACAGUCUUUAGUGCCUGCAGUUAACAGUCAUUAUUCUGUGAAUAAAAACGGUACUAGUGAUCAUUUGCUGCCUGCACAGGACAGUCAGAGCUCUGAUGUUUCACUGUCAGACAAUCUCCCGGAAAGAAAAAAAGCUUCUCUGAAUCCCAGAGAGAAGAGCAAGAAGCUCACUUUUUCUGAACGCCCGACGACAUCCAGGAAGGCCUGUGUGAGCGGCCUGAGUGUGAGUCGUUGGAAAAUCAAAGGCAGAGCCAACAAAAACUUGAUCCAGAGCAGAACUGUUCAAACAGGUGAAGCCAGCGUCGAAGACUGCAGCAUCAGUCACCUGGUUCCGAUGAAACACAAACGACCAAGGGAACUGGCUGGAGGUAUGCAGACUUUCUCAACCCCACAGAGAGACAGUCCGUUGAACUUUUCCUCUCUGUUGAACAACCUCACACCAAGCACACAAACCUGGAGCCGGCUUAAAGCUGCCCUUUCUCUUCACCAGAAAAUAUUACUUUCUCCAAGUAGUUUUCGUCCAUCAGUCCCAAGCACUCCAGGAAGGGCAGAUUUGUCCCAAGAUCUCUUUGCCACACCUCUUCGAACACCCCUUCCCAAAUGUCUCCGGUCACAACUACAGAGCAGUAGUUUUGGGGUUGUGUGUGAGGAUGAUGAGCUUUCAGAUGCAGAGAAGGUGUAUGCAGAGUGUGGGCAGCAGGGCCCUUUUCCUUGGGAGGAAUGUAUUCACCCACAAUGGAUAAAACGAUGUGUGAAGAUUGGUGAGGGGACAUUUGGUGAAGUCUUUUCCACCACCAAUGACUCGGGAGACACUGUUGCACUCAAAGUCAUUCCAGUGGAAGGCAACGAGAAGGUGAACGGAGAAGACCAGAAGAACUUUGGAGAGAUUCUUCAUGAGAUUAUCAUCUCAAAAGAGCUGAGCAAGCUGAAGGAGAACCAGCAGAACCAGAGUCACGGCUUUAUUGGACUCAGCAAUCUCCACUGCGUUCAAGGCUGUUACCCUGCAGAUAUCCUGAAAGCUUGGGAUAACUUUGAUCAGAAGAAAUGCUCCGAAAAUGACAGACCAGAUUUCUUCAGUCAAGAACAAAUAUUUAUUAUUCUGGAGUUUGAGUUUGGAGGUGUUGACUUGGAGAGCAGCAAUGGAAAACUGGCAUCUUUGGGUAUGGCAAAGAGCAUCCUUCACCAGGUCACUGCCGCAUUGGCUGUAGCUGAGCAGGAACUCCAAUUUGAACACAGAGAUCUCCACUGGGGCAAUGUGCUAGUUAAAACAACCAGGCAGAGGAAGAGCAGCUUCCUACUCAAUGGAACAGUCCACUCUCUGGAUAACAAAGGAGUGCUCGUCCGUAUCAUUGACUACUCUCUGUCCAGGCUGGAAAUCGACGGUUUGACUGUGUCCUGUGAUAUUUCUAAUGACGAGGAGCUUUUCAUGGGUCAGGGAGACUAUCAAUUUGACCUCUACAGGCUGAUGAGACAAGAGAAUGGUAAUGUCUGGAGUGAUUUCCAUCCCCAUUCCAACGUGCUUUGGCUACAUUAUCUGGCCUCCAAACUGCUUUCUAUGAAGUUCCGGGGCCCCAGCGGGAGGGCCGCCAAGAAGAUGCGAGAUGAGCUCACUCGUUUUUAUGACAACAUCCUCCAGUAUCAAUCUGCUACUGAGGUGCUGCUGAAGUGUCCUAUGUUUCAGUAAAAAAACAUUUCUGCCUACUAUUGUACAGCCGUCAUAGUUUAAAACUUUUUCAUAUGACGGCUGAUAUUUUGACAGUAAUCUGUGUGCUUAUUUUUAUACAACCUUUGAUGUAGAAAAAUUAGUCUUUAACCAAAUGGAAAUUAACCAUGCGAAAUAUUUAUAGCCUCCAUUCAUCCAGCUAAAGUUUGUAAGGUGUUUUUUUUGGGGGGGGGGCAAAAGUUUGUAAAUAGCAUGUAUUUUUAAGCUAAUGUAUGGUAGUCAACUUAAAUUUCUUUGUAGUUUCAUUACAAAUAUUUCCAUGUUUGUAUGUACAAGAGUCUACAAGGGUCUGCCUCUUUUGAAAAAGAUGGAGUCUAAAGUAAAUAUGUAAAUGGUAAAGAAUCCUUGAUUUAAUAAAGCAUUUUUGGAUGUGAAUCAUAACCAUCCAGCACGGGGAUUGAGUCAAGGUAUCUUAUCUUGGCAAUACAUGGUGUUACACAGGCAUUCAGUUGCACAAAGCCAUCCUCAGAAACGGCAUCCCAUCGUGAGAAAUGGGAGCUGUGUAAACACGCCAUGAAUGCUGAAAAUAAUCUGGAUUUAGUGAUUCAUCUGGAUCAGAUUAGCAGAUUUGACUCCUUACGCAGCCACUAUGUUUGACGUGGGACUGGAAGGGCAUCACUGAAAAAAGUGGGAAGUGAUCAGUGGAGAAUUGGGUCUAUACUCCACUACAUCUGACAUCUCGACCAGGUUCAACCAGUAUACAAAGAAGGACUUACAAAAAGAAAUCUUUUAUUGACGUCCAUUAAGAUCAUUAUACAUUUUUGCAUUAAAACAAGCUUUGUUUGGUAUGAUGAGUUGUGUAUAUCCAUUUUGAGAAGGAUCUUGAUUGAACAUGUUGAAUGCUUCCAUACUUGAAGAGACACUUGGUUGGUUUAAGAAAUGUGCAUAAGCCUGGAGUCAUGUGAUGAGAAUAGACAAAUUGCA